AGAUGGCGAGGAUUGAGGAUCGAGUUGAAGGGAACGCCGCGACGUGCGGAUCGCGCAUGACCCCCGCGACCCACGCCACUCGCCCGCGCAGUGUGCACGUGAGCAGCAGCUGUGGCUCCAUGGAUGACCCUCCUUCCACCCCUCAUGCGCCCCGCCCUUCACCGCUUCUCUCCACUUGCGCGGCCAACAACAUUGCUGCCACUACCGCCACACCUCGCCCUCCCACGGCUGCUACCGUGGUUACACCGGGUGCAGCGAGGAGUGUGGCUGUUGCAGUGGGUGUGCCUGCUAGCACGUCCCCUAGUGCGUGUGCCCCCACGGCCGCAGUGCACGCGGUGGCGCAGCUGCUCUCCUCCUCGCUGCCCUCGGCCCCGCGCUUUCGCUGCCACCGCAUGCGGUCCCUGCAAGGAACAGCAGCCCUGCCCAUGUGCUUGGGCAUGGCCAUGCGCCAGGCAGCACCAUCCAGGCUGCAAAGGAUUAUGGUCAGGUGCCAGGGAAGAACGAUCAAGUGCCCAGCAGUAGUGGGAGCCUUCUGGGCGCGGCAGCAGCGAGGGAGCAGCUGA
Messenger RNA from Closterium sp. Naga37s-1, 563 nucleotides. NCBI's taxonomy places the organism in Eukaryota, Viridiplantae, Streptophyta, Zygnematophyceae, Desmidiales, Closteriaceae. The record is from the annotation of a GenBank genome assembly.